AUGCAGGACGCCUGGACUGCUCGCAAAGCUGAGGAGAUCCAAGGGUACGCGGACCGCAACGAAUGGAAGAACUUCUUCUCUGCGAUCAAAGCUGUCUACAGUCUGCCGGCGAAGGGCACUGCUCCUCUCCUCAGCGCCGACGGCAACACUCUCCUGACUGAGAAGACGCAAAUCCUGCAGCGAUGGGCUGAGCAUUUCCGAGGCGUCCUCAACCGCCCCUCCGUCAUCUCCGACGCCGCCAUCGAGCGUUUGCCGCAAGUGGAGACCAACGUGGACCUCGACCUCCCGCCAUCUCUCCAGGAAACCAUCAGGGCCGUGCAGCAGCUCUCCAGCGGGAAAGCACCCUGA
This is a messenger RNA of Spirometra erinaceieuropaei, 348 nucleotides long. NCBI's taxonomy places the organism in Eukaryota, Metazoa, Platyhelminthes, Cestoda, Diphyllobothriidea, Diphyllobothriidae. The record is from the annotation of a GenBank genome assembly.